CCCUUAUCUCCCUACGGCAUAGUGGGUGUACGUAUCCUCCUGCCCCAGGCCCUGUCGAGGGGAGCUCUGCUGGGCUUCAGCCGCGAGCCUUGUCCCAUCUACACCGCUUCCCUCAGCGUCCAGCCUGUCCCCCAGCCUGCUGCUGGCUCUUGCUGCUGUCCCCAGCCUCUCCCCCGAGGGCUCAGCAAGGGCUGGCAGUGCUCAGCUCCCGCCCUGGUGAUCUGGCCUGAUCCCAGGCCUGUCCCCUCGGGAAGGCUGCACCUGCAUGGUGCCUCAGCUCAGAGGCUGCCCUCUGUGGUUUGCCGGGCUCCCGGAGCACAGCCCCCUUCCUGUGUUUGCGGGAGGGAGAACAGCCUUGGAAAAAGGUGCUGGGAUAUAACCAUGGAAACGGCAAGCCUGCACAGAGCUGCCUCUGUCUGCAUGGCAAAGGGCUGUCCGCACCCGCUGGCUGCCAGCGUGGUUCUGACGUGGCAGUCAUCUGCUUCGGGACAAAGGAGUGCUUCAUCCUCCAGCGCUUCUUUCCACGGGCCACUUAAACACUGUUGUAGGAAUUCUGUGCCUGACUUCCACUUGGGAGGUGGCUUUUCUUAGAAGGCUUUAGUAAGAUCAACUCAGUGUUUUGAUGACCUAUGACCAUGUAGAAAUCACCUUCAGUGAUCUGGAGCCAAUGCCAGAGGCCUUCAAGGGCACCAAGAAAGGGAGCGUGUUCCUGACUCCCUACCGGGUUAUCUUUGUGUCAAAGGGGAAGGAUGCUAUGCAGUCAUUUGUGAUGCCCUUUUAUUUGUUGAAGGAUUGUGAGAUCAAGCAGCCAGUGUUCGGAGCAAAUUACAUCAAGGGCACAGUGAAAGCAGAGGCAGGAGGUGGCUGGGAAGGAUCUGCCACAUUCAAGAUGACCUUUUCAGCUGGGGGUGCAAUUGAAUUUGGGCAGCGGAUGCUGCAGGUGGCAUCACAAGUCUCCAGAGGUGAAAUACCCAGUGGAGCUUAUGGCUAUUCCUUCAUGCCAAAUGGAUCCUAUGCUUUUGCACCACCUGCAGCUAAUGGGGGCUAUCCAUAUCCACCUCCCCCUCCAGACUUUUAUCCUGGUCCUCCUGCAGCAGAUGGAAACAUGGGCUACAUGCAGCUUCCACCCCCACCAUACCCAGGGCCCAUGGAGCCCCCUGUCAGUGGGCCAGACCUGCCCUCCACUCCUGCAGAGUUCUCUGUGUGUCCCAAACCUGUCACUUCUCUCCCUGUGACAGCUGAAGCCAAGGCUGCUGAAGCUGCUGCCAGUGCUUACUACAGCCCAGGCAACCCCCACAAUGUCUACAUGCCCACGGACCAGCCACCCCCUCCUCCAUACUACCCACCAGAGGACAAGAAAAACCAAUAAGCUGACACAGACCUCCUCCAUGACCCAUUGCUUUCCUUUUUUCCAUUUUGGCAGCAUUCUGUGGCACAGUCCAUAGCACUGAUGAGUAGAACCUUCCCCCAAAGCACACUGCUUGCAGGGGCUCUAGGAGUAGGUCUGUGCAGAGUAAGGGGAGGGAUUUUGGCAGCCUGGGUCACCUGUUGAGCUCUGAGGAUUUGCUGUCCUGCAGCAUUCCCUCCUCCCUGUGCAUGGCAUCGCUACACCUGGAGGUUCUCUUCGUCUCUGACUGCUUCCCUUUGUUCUGUUUCUUUUGAUACUUAUAGCAUACCUCUUUAGAGUCAGCAUCUGCUCUAAACUGCUAAUUAACAUGAUCAUGACAUGGAAACAAAGCUCUUGGGGGUGGGAGGUGUCUUGAAUUUACCUUAGUGUUUAUCCAAGAGCACCUCUGGACACAGGGAUGCCUCUGGUUAUUCUUUUUAAUCCAGAGUGUCACAUCCAAUUCUGCUCUUGAGAAAGGCCUUCAAAGGCAGCCUUUGGGAUCUCAAAGGAAGUACUCACUUAUGACAUUUUUCUGAUAUAUAUUCUUGGCUUUUUUGUUGUUUUUUUUUUUUUUUUAAUCUAAGUAAUUCCUGACAAUCAUAGUAAAUAAUCAAAUUUCCCUGCUGCUUACCAUGUAUGACAAUGCUGACCAAUUUCCCUUCCUCACAUGUGCUGUUCUUCACAGGGUUCUCCAGUAGCAUCUGACCAGUUUAGAUCCCAUAGGAACAUAAAUAUUUCUGCAGUCUCUAUUUUCCAGUUAGGUAUAUGAGUUCACUAAGUCCUGAACAUUCUCCUCAUAGUCUGUAAUGCACUUUUUUUUUUCCUUUGUAACACAAGUUACACUUCUUGGCCAGUGAAGCAUCUUCCUGCUGUGAUUUACCUGGUGAAUUAACAGCUAAUGGGCAGAAAGCAGUUGCUUUACUUCUGCCCUGGAAGUACUUGAGAGAAUAUGCAAAACAUUGGAAUAAGCUGUAAGGUACAGAGUGUUAUUUAUUGUUGUUUGUGUUCCUGGUCCAGCUGUGAAUUCCCAGUCACCCAAACGUGGACUCCUCAUAGCAUUGAUUCCUUGGUCUCAUUAGCAACAGCUCCAGUGCAGAACCUGUGCAGGACUGAUCAGAAUGUGGGCUGUGACACUUCUGCAUUGUACAAAGCUGUGACAAGUGACACUGCAGUGACUUCUGACAGCUGAGAGAGAAAAUGCUUCCCGGCAAAGUGUGGCAGAAGGUCCUGUGCUGUGGAACUGCUGAGACUUGCUGCAUGCAGCCUGCUCGGAGAGAAACAAGGUCCACCUCUUGUUUUGUUUUUCUUUAACUGAUUAAUGAAAUUGCUCCUGUUUGUGCACUGACUUUUCUAGAAUUGCUACUGCGGUGAUGUAAAGAAAUCGUUAUUUAAAAAAAUAUAUUUAUUUUGAAAGCAUUUGAUUAAUAUAUUAAUGUGAAAUGACUUUUGAAUGCAGAUUUGUUUUGCCAAGACUGUGAAGUAAAGAGAAAUCAGCUCAUGA
Molecule: messenger RNA, 2888 nt
Organism: Haemorhous mexicanus (house finch)
Lineage: Eukaryota; Metazoa; Chordata; Aves; Passeriformes; Fringillidae
Gene: WBP2
Product: WW domain binding protein 2
Exons: 8
Coding region: 623-1369 (248 amino acids)
Biological process (GO): positive regulation of DNA-templated transcription
Cellular component (GO): nucleus
Molecular function (GO): transcription coactivator activity; chromatin DNA binding
Source: RefSeq, a predicted model, not a curated record